Molecule: messenger RNA, 2131 nt
Organism: Lotus japonicus
Lineage: Eukaryota; Viridiplantae; Streptophyta; Magnoliopsida; Fabales; Fabaceae
Product: protein high chlorophyll fluorescent 107
Exons: 8
Coding region: 35-1933 (632 amino acids)
Biological process (GO): mRNA processing; regulation of translation
Cellular component (GO): chloroplast
Molecular function (GO): mRNA binding; protein binding; single-stranded RNA binding
Source: RefSeq, a predicted model, not a curated record
UAAAACAGGAAACAGUUGAGUCCGUUAACCAGAAAUGAAGGUGCUCUCACAGCUUCCUCCUCCAUCUUCUUCACACAACUUCACUCUCUUCACUCAAACCAACAACUUCAAAUUCACACUCAAAGUACCCAUUUUACCCCUCCACUCCUCCUCCUCCCAUCUCACCGCACCGGCACCAUGUUGCUCUCUCCGCGACUCAUCAACCACCACCACCACCGUGCUGGACAAAAAUACCCGUCCCUCCGAACAGACUUCCCGCAAUGACGCUCCGCCGAAAGACUCUAACGGCGCGCUCGUGGUUCGCCGGCCGGUGAUGGAGAUCUCCGGCGAGGUGAAGGAGGCAGAUGAAGAUGAGGAUGACACGAAGGGUUCUUCGAUUGACGCCGGGCUAACCAGAUUCGCGAAGAAGAUGCCGUUGUUUGAACCUAAGAGGGUCGAAUCGGAGCCUAAAGAGAAACCCCUCACUGUGAAUUUGGACUUGGCGUUGUAUAAGGCUAAGGUUUUGGGUAGAAAGUUUCGGUAUGAAGAAGCAGAGCAAAUUCUUCAGAAGUGUAUAUGCUGUUGGCCAGAAGAUGGUAGAGCUUAUGUGGCACUUGGGAAGAUUUUGAGCAAGCAAUCCAAAACAAGUCAAGCCAGAGAGGUAUAUGAACAGGGUUGCCAAGCUACUCAGGGUGAAAAUGCUUACAUUUGGCAGUGCUGGGCAGUUCUUGAAAAGAAAAUGGGAAAUAUCAGGAAAGCAAGAGAGCUUUUUGAUGCUGCCACGGUAGCUGAUAAGAGGCAUGUUGCAGCUUGGCACGGAUGGGCAGUUCUAGAGUUGAAACAGGGAAAUAUAACGAAGGCUAGGAAUCUGCUUUCCAAAGGUCUUAAGUAUUGUGGACAGAAUGAGUACAUAUACCAAACUCUUGCUUUGCUUGAAGUUAGAGCAAAUAGAUUUCAGCAGGCUCGAUACUUAUUUAAUCAGGCCACUAAGUGUAAUCCUAACAGCUGUGCUAGUUGGCUUGCUUGGGCACAAAUGGAAGUGGGACAGGAAAACUAUCGUACUGCUAGGAAAUUAUUUGAGAGAGCAGUGCAAGCAAGUCCUAAAAAUAGGUUUGCUUGGCAUGUAUGGGGCAUUUUUGAAGCUAAUGUGGGCAACAUUAUUAAGGGAAGAAAACUUCUAAAGAUUGGCCAUGCGCUGAAUCCAAGAGAUCCCGUUCUCCUCCAGUCUCUUGCAUUACUGGAAUACAAUCACUCGAGUGCAAACCUUGCUCGGAUUUUGUUCAGGAGAGCUUCUGAAUUAGACCCGAAACAUCAACCUGUUUGGUUUGCUUGGGGUUGGAUGGAAUGGAAAGAAGGAAACUUGAAUACAGCUAGAGAACUAUACCAGAAAGCCUUAUCGAUUAAUUCAAACAGUGAAAGUGCUGCCAGGUGUCUCCAGGCAUGGGGUGUUCUGGAGCAGAGGGUUGGCAAUCUUUCAGCUGCUCGUAGAUUAUUUAGAUCCUCGUUGAAUAUAAAUUCUCAGAGUUAUGUGACAUGGAUGACAUGGGCUUCACUGGAGGAAGAUCAAGGAAAUUCUGUGCGUGCUGAAGAGAUUCGUAACCUUUAUUUCCAGCAGCGCACGGAGGUUGUGGAUGAUGCUUCAUGGGUUAUGGGAUUCUUAGAUAUUCUAGACCCUGCGAUUGACACUUUGAAGAGACUCCUGAAGCUGGACUCAAAUGCUUACACCACGCCGCUUGAUUCUCUGAGAAAUAUUGCCGGAAAAAAUCGAAACAAGGCUGAUUUUUCUAGUGGCGAGGAUGGUGAAAGUGACUUUGACUUGGAUGCUUUCAUUAUGGACAGAUUAUCUUUUGAUUCGUCCAAUCUAGAAGUUCAGUUGGGAACACCAAAAAUGCCUUCUGUGAAAAGAUAUUCGUCUCCAAGAAGGAUAUGGAAGAAGGAUAUGGCCAUCAAAUGAUAGAGUUGGCAAAGUGUAAUCUCAAAAUAUAGGUAAUGUUGUUAAGGGUUGGGCCUUGUGCAGUACAAAUUGGUGUCUUCUCAAAUUAAAUUUUAAAGUAUGACCAUAGCACAGGAGAUGUCUUGCCUUGUGUUGAAAACAUAGCACUGCAAGAAAAUUUUAAUGAAAAAAAAAGUAUACUACGAGUUAUGAUUGACA